ACAACUACCGAAUCUUUCCCUUGUUCAACAAAAUUAGACAUAUUUUUUGGGUCUAAUCCAGCUCAAAAGUUUACGUUUUUUCUUUCUCUUCUUGUUUUGUUUUGUGUGUGUGUGUGUGUGUGUGUGUGUGUGUGUGUGUGAGCUGGUUCGAUUUCUUAUCCAAGCAAGGAGGAGGAAGGAGGGGAGGUUUCAUUGGUUAAACAAAUUGAGAAUGUGGGGGAGGGGGACCCUAAGGAUAUGAUAUGAUGAACUGUCAAUUGUAAAGCAGACAGUUCCGUGAUUCAUCGUUUUCAUGAGAUUGAUUUGUUGGAGAAAUAGAAACUAUGGAUCUUGUCAUUGGUGGAAAAUUUAAACUUGGGAGGAAAAUUGGUAGCGGAUCAUUUGGAGAGCUUUAUCUUGGUGUAAAUGUUCAAACCGGAGAAGAAGUUGCUGUCAAGCUGGAAUCUGUGAAAACUAAGCAUCCCCAACUCCACUAUGAGUCAAAGUUGUAUACGCUGCUUCAAGGAGGAACUGGUGUUCCUAACCUCAAAUGGUAUGGAGUUGAAGGAGAAUACAAUGUAAUGGUUAUUGACCUUCUAGGUCCUAGUCUUGAAGACUUGUUUAACUACUGCAACAGGAAACUCUCUUUAAAAACCGUUCUCAUGCUUGCGGAUCAGCUGAUAAACAGAGUCGAGUUUGUGCAUACUAGAGGUUUCCUUCACCGUGAUAUUAAACCCGACAACUUUUUAAUGGGCCUUGGGCGCAAAGCAAAUCAGGUGUAUAUCAUCGAUUUUGGACUGGGGAAGAAAUACAGAGACCUUCAGACUCACAGGCAUAUCCCGUACAGAGAAAACAAAAACCUCACUGGAACAGCUCGGUAUGCAAGUGUGAACACUCACCUUGGAGUCGAACAAAGUCGAAGGGAUGAUUUGGAAUCUCUUGGUUAUGUGCUUAUGUAUUUCCUUAAAGGAAGCUUACCCUGGCAGGGAUUAAAAGCUGGGACAAAGAAGCAGAAGUAUGACAGGAUUAGUGAGAAGAAAGUGGCAACUCCCAUAGAGGUAUUGUGUAAAAAUCAACCGUCUGAGUUUGUUUCGUACUUCCGUUACUGCCGGUCUCUACGGUUUGAUGACAAACCUGAUUACUCUUACCUCAAGAGGCUAUUCCGCGACUUGUUUAUUCGAGAAGGUUAUCAGUUUGACUAUGUAUUUGACUGGACAAUUCUGAAGUAUCCUCAUAUUGGUUCCAGCUCUGGUUCUAGUUCACGUACGCGGAAUCAUACAACUGCAGGACCUUCUCUCGAAAAACCAGAGAGGGCUGUUGCUGGAAAGGAAAUCCGCGAGAACCGGUUCUCAGGUGCGGUUGAGGCUUUCUCUAGGAGGCAUCCAACCACGUCUACUCCUCGUGAUCGCUCAGCAUCAAGAAACUCUGAUGAUGGGCCUUUGUCCAAGCAUUCGCACGGUGACUCAGAAAGAUUACGUAAUUCCUCAAGAUACGGAAGCUCAUCAAGGAGAGCAAUUGCUUCAAGUUCUCGUCCAAGUUCCGCGGGUGGACCAAGUGAUAGUCGAUCCGCUAGCCGUCUGGUUGCUUCGAGUGGCGGAGUCGGAACAGGAAGUAACCGUGCAUCGACAAGCCAGGGAAUCCAAUCAGGAAACGUAUCUAAGACGUCAACUUUUUCUCGUGCUGCUAGAAACACUCGGGAGGAUCCAUUGAGGAGGAGCUUAGAGCUUCUCUCUCUCCGAAAAUGAAACAUGAAAAGAAGAAAGUCAAUAUACGAACAAACCAAACACAACAAAACCAUCGUAAGAGAAUCUGCGUUAAGAUUACACAACAUUUCAUUGUAUAUUUUAAAACAGUUUUAGUCUAGAUGACACUUAAAGAGAGAGGGAGCUGAGUUGUCGUGUAAAACGGAGAAAUUUAUGAAUGUUUUCUUAAUUUAUAACAAAACAUUACACGUUGGCUAAAU
This is a messenger RNA of Capsella rubella, 1942 nucleotides long. RefSeq names its product casein kinase 1-like protein 9. Gene Ontology annotation, biological process: signal transduction; endocytosis; peptidyl-serine phosphorylation. Gene Ontology annotation, cellular component: nucleus; cytoplasm. NCBI's taxonomy places the organism in Eukaryota, Viridiplantae, Streptophyta, Magnoliopsida, Brassicales, Brassicaceae. The coding region runs from base 324 to 1724 and encodes 466 amino acids. The transcript has 15 exons. The record is from RefSeq and is a predicted model, not a curated record. Gene Ontology annotation, molecular function: ATP binding; protein serine/threonine kinase activity.